Macadamia integrifolia is the source of this 2923-nucleotide messenger RNA. RefSeq names its product nucleolin 2-like. The record is from RefSeq and is a predicted model, not a curated record. The coding region runs from base 145 to 2562 and encodes 805 amino acids. Gene Ontology annotation, molecular function: mRNA binding. Gene Ontology annotation, cellular component: nucleus. The transcript is spliced from 12 exons. Lineage: Eukaryota; Viridiplantae; Streptophyta; Magnoliopsida; Proteales; Proteaceae.
AGACUUGUCCGUUCUUGAAAUUACAAAGAGGAAGAGGGUUCUUUAGGUCGUUCGGUCCCUGAUCUCCUUCUCAAGUGUCGAGAGCUUCUCUGAUUUUUCCGUUCUUUUUGGUUCUUGAGAAAGUGAGGAGAAAAGCAGGUAGACAUGGCUCCCAAGUCACGUACCAAGAGAACCACCAAAUCCGCCCGCAGACCCACCACUAGGGCCUCCCCUAAGACUCCGGUUGCGACCACCUCCGCGGCCGAAACCACCGCGGAAGAAAUCACUCCCCCGGAAACCACCGCGGUAGAAAUCACUUCCUCGGAAACCACCGCGGAAGAAAUCACUCCCCCAGAAACUAAGGUCGUUGAAGUUACUCCCCCAGAAACCACCGCCGUCGAAGUUACUCCCCCAGAAACCACCGCCGUCGAAAUCACUCCUCCGGAAACCCCCGCCGUCGAAAUCACUCCUCCGGAAACCACCGCCGAAACCAUUCCCCUAGAAGCCUCAGCGGGAACAGCUACGGUAACUACCGUUGCUACAAUUCCUCUGGGAACCACUGCGCUUGAAACUGCUGAUGGAGCUGCUGCUCCUGGUAAAUCAUCCGAACAAGAGACGGCUGAUAAAUCCGCCGAGCAGGAACCCGCCGGUAAAACCACGGCGAAACCGGCAGUUAAGAAAACCAUCAGAGUUGUCAAGAAGGUGAUCAAGAAGAAGGUCAUCAAACGAGUCCCAAAGCCUUCCAAUGAAGUAGCAAAACCGGAGCUUCUGCUGGUCGAUGGGGAUGGAAAUAAUACUUCUGUUUCGGCUCCAAUUGAAGUUGAAAACUCUAAGCAACCGGAGGCUCCUGAGUGCGAAGAUUCUAAACCAGAUUCGGCCGUUGCUCAGUGUGAUGUGGUUAACGAAACUCAAUCUCGACUCGAUUCCCCAAAUGUGGAUUUGGUUGUAACUCAGACUGAUCGGUGUGAAGUCGGAAACCUUGACGAUGAUUCUGGUGUUGGAGGUGAUGUUCAAGAAUCGGUUCUCAAGGAAAAGGUGGAGAAUUGUGAGGAUGAUGGAUAUGAGAAGAAAGAGGUGGACAAUUCUGAGAAUGGUGGUCAAAAGGACGAAAAGGUGGAGAACUGUGAAGAUGGUGGUCGAAAGGAGGAAAAGGUGGAGAACUGUGAAGACAGUGGUCGUAAGGAGGAAAAGGAGAAGGGCAAUGGAGCCACUAGGGAUGAAGAAAUGGAGGUUUCGGAGCGGCGUAGGAGGAGGAAAACUGAGAUUUUUGUUGGGGGACUUGAUAAGGAUGCCAAGGAGGACGAUUUACGGAAGGUUUUCGAGAAGAUCGGGGAGAUUGUGGAGGUACGGUUGAUGAAGAACAACCAGACUGGGAAGAACAAAGGGUAUGCCUUUUUGAGGUAUGCCUCAGCAGCUGAUGCGAAAACGGCUUUGACUGAAUACUCCAAAGUUGAGGUUUGUGGAAAGCUAUGUGGAACUGCACCUGUGGAGGUCAAUGACACAAUAUUUCUCGGUAAUAUUGACAAAAAAUGGAAGAAAGAAGAUAUUGUCAAGCUGUUGCACGAUAUUGGGAUUGAGAAAAUUGACACAGUCACUGUAAUGUCUGAUCCUAAUAAUGCUGAAUAUAAUCGGGGGUUUGCAUUUCUUGAACUAGAAACUAACAAAGAUGCACAAAGUGCUUAUAAGAAGCUUCAAAAGAAGGAUGUUUUUGGCAAGGGACGGAAUAUCAAAGUUGCUUGGGCUGAACCUCUGAAUGAGCCUGAUGAAGAGGAGAUGCUGAAGGUUAAGUCAGUUUAUGCUGAAGGUGUACCAUCCUCUUGGGAUGAGGAGAAAGUAAAGAAGCAUUUUGACAAAUAUGGAGAGAUUGAUAGAGUUGUUCUUGCACGAAAUAUGCAUUCAGCUAGGAGAAAAGACUUUGCUUUUGUUAAUUAUACGACUCGUGAGGCUGCUCUUGCAUGCAUAGAGUCGAUCAAUAAGGAGGGUUUGACUGAUGAAGGGACCAAGGUAAAUGUCAGGGCAUCGCUUGCAAAACCUAUAUCGAAGGGUAAGCAAAACAAAGGUGGCUCAAAGCCAUCUACAAAGGAUCAUUCCAAAGAGAAGCCAAAGGCUGCCCAACGUGACACAAACCUAAAUUCAUCCUCCAACAAAGGAAAGUCUGAAGUAUCUUAUGGUUAUACAAGAGAUAGAAAAUCUUCUACUACCCAUCAACUUACACAGGUUUUGAGGGAGCAGGCCUCUUGGAGGCCAGGGCAGAUAAGUUUGGGGAGAGGCUACAGAGAUCAGGAUUACUUACAACCCAUGCCUGGAGGGAAACGCCCAUUAUCUGCGCUGGGAGAUAACAUACCUUUUUCAGACCCACGAGCAUAUCCUCGUGCACGUUUGGAUAGUUCUUUUCCGGUUGCAAGCGCAAGUUACAGUACAGUAUCCCAAGGUAUAAGUGGAGCAUCCCUCCCCUAUUAUCAGCAACAAUCAAUUGCCGGUCACAGAUCCGAUUCAUCUUAUGGGUCUGCAGAUCAUUCAGGUUACCUCCAGGCAAGACUAGGACCUGCCCCCUAUGGAAGUGGUCUUUAUCGCAGAUACUGACAUGUAUAUCAAUUGGAUCAAAGCUAGCAGAGCUUCUACCAUUUGUCAGAUCAUCAGACUAAUUGCUGUUUAUAUACUCAGUAAAGUGACUUCGUCUUUGGAUCGGGAUGCCAAUGCCAAGAUUUUUGGGAGAAUCAAAACUUGACUGUGUAGUUAAUAGUUUCCCCCUUCUUUGUAAAUCUCGGAAUGAGUGCAGUCAUUUCAUUUUCUCCAUCUAAAUUAAUCCCUUGUAUCGGCGUUAACAUUGUUAUUCUUGUUUCUGUUAAAUGCGCGUAACAUGCUGAUUGACUCUGUAAGAUGGAGCGUCUGGCUGGAUGCUUUUGAUUAAUUUGAAGGUAGGCUUCCUGAUGGUCAAAGUCAA